This is a messenger RNA of Spizellomyces punctatus DAOM BR117, 721 nucleotides long. RefSeq lists its product as uncharacterized. Lineage: Eukaryota; Fungi; Chytridiomycota; Chytridiomycetes; Spizellomycetales; Spizellomycetaceae. The record is from RefSeq and is a predicted model, not a curated record. The transcript is spliced from 3 exons. The coding region runs from base 7 to 312 and encodes 101 amino acids.
AAAAACAUGCCGCGAGGACCCACAAAGUUCGAUGAAGCCAUGGCUCACGGGGGGAAAAUCUCUUACCACCAGAAAUCCCCAACUCAAUCCGGCGUCAGUGUGUAUGUAACUCUUCCGGACGGAACCCUCAAAAACUUUUCCAAUGUCCAUCCCGAGCGCGUUGAAGCGUAUAUUGACAAAGCUCGGCAUCAAGAGAGAGAAGGGUCGCCUCCAAAUAAGGACACAGAAACAGAUCAGCAGUGGAAGACGGAGCAGUGGAUGUUUAGGAAGAAAGAGCAUCCAGACUAUGCGACCAAAGAUGUCAGUGGGUAACCAUUUUAGCGACUUUUGCAAUCUGCUGUGUAUGUGAGGGGGGGACAUGCUGCAUCUAUUGACAGCUAGGAUAUGAUGCAGUGACUACUGAUGACGCUUGCUCAUUGCGACGAUGCCAAUCUUCAUAUAAUCUUGACUGAGUCCGCAGAUUAACACUCUCGUCAUUUUUGCGUCUCUACUUCUUCGGGGCGAUUUCAAUGUAGCAAGAUACUCUAUAAUCGUAAGGAUGGCCCGUUUGAUUAGUUAUGACAGCAGGGAGCAUUGGCGAUGCCGCUCAUACUAUGCUAGUUGACCAUCUGCGAUGUAAGAAGUAACAUUUUGCAAGAAAAGAAGGAUCCUGGAACUGCGCGCAAUCGGCCCGCGCUUCUACGUGCAAUCCUCGAACUACCCGCGGCGUGUGGGGUUAACC